UUUUACAAAGCAGGGACGAAACUUUCGUACCUGGCAAAAUGGCCGACCUGGCCACGCCUUUGCUUUGGCUUACCUGAUGCACACAUACAGGAAAUGGGAUAGUCGCGAGCUGAGCUUCACGUAAACGGGAGAGACAUGUGGAGUGUUGAGGUCGCAGCUCGGCACGAGGAGUCAUGACAUAUGCGCAGAUGUCCAGUGAUUUCCCCCAGGAUCAAAGUUAAAGGACUCUACACUGUAGGACAGCAUGUCCACAUCGGCCGUCGCUCUCUACAUUUUACUUGUUACCAUCGUCGCUUCCACCGUAUCAGAGUUCCUGACGUUGACCGUCAAACCUGACAGAGACACGGUCAUCAACAUCUACAGCAGCCAGGUGAAAGGCUGCAAAGUGUGCACCGGGACAGGAAGCUCACGACGAUGUAACACAUCCCUCCUGCUUAAAGACAACACUCCCGUCUCUGUGGAGUUUCAAUGCUCCAGACCUCAAGAUGUUUUCAGCGUGAAAAUUGUGCGAAAUAUAGAAUGUAAAGCAAAUGCCUGCAAUAACCGCAUCAUCCAGGCCGACUCCGGCUCGCAUCCUUUGCUGAAUUUUACCCGCAAGUUCAUCUGGAACCUGAAGGCCUAUGCGCUGAAAGCGUUCAAAAUAGACUUCUCCGACACUGGUCUGAGACAAAUUAAUGCAUCAGAGAGAUGUCCAGACAGACACAGAUACACCCUCCAGGCUGUCCAGACGACAGGGGAGGUGGCCUUGGGGACAUACUGCAGACGGGGACCCAUCCGUAGUGCUCAGAUAUUGAAUCGUGGCAGGUUUUCUCUGGAUGUCCCAGCAGGGCAGAAGCUGCAAAAUGGCCAGUUUGAUGUGUCUGUUGGGGAGGAAAUCAAAUCUCUUGCAAGAAUUACCCUAACAUUACCAAAAGGGACCUCGUCUUCAGAGCUGCUCUCUCCAAACUACCCGGACAGUUUUCCUGACGACGACGUGAUGGAGUGGUACUUUCAGGUCCCGCAUAAACAAAAGACAGCUGUUCAGCUCUUAAAGCUCACAGAGCCAGUUUGUCUGAAGAAGGACACAGCGGUGGAGUAUCACAGCAGAGCGAGAGGGGCGUUGGUGCUGAGGCUGACGGACCCCCAGCCAGACCAGAGUCAGGGAGACUUCUCCCUGACACUGAGGAACUGCGAGAUGGACAGAAGACGUGCUGGUUCUCCUGGUCUGUCCCUAAGCCUCAAUGUGGUCUCUUCAAGUCAAAGUUCACCAGUGUCGUGUACAGUGGAUGUGAGGAAAAUGGAGGGCCUCUCUCUUCACAUUGAGAAGUUGAGACCGGCCUCGGACUGUGAGAUGAAAGUAAACUCUGUGCUGAAGGAGGAGAUCACAGUCACAUCAAACAGUGAGCUGUCUUUCCAGGACUGCCUUCCUGAAGACAUUCGAGUCACAGCCACGGGAGUCAUAGAGUGUAGUCAAUACAAAGACUGCCCGAAGGAUAAAGUGGAUCUGUCGGUGCCUCUGCUGCCCACCUGUCUCCCCGCGCCGCUGAGCAGUGCGACCUGGACUCUUCGUCCUCCUCAGCAGGGCACCGUGGAGCUGACAUCUCCUAAUGAACACCUCAUGCAGUCCCUACCUGGGCAGCCGUGCAAUGACAGCUUUACUAUCAAAGUGGCCGAAGGCGAUGGCACUCCUGUUGGAUCCUUCUGUCCUCAGGGAGCCAUACAGAAGAUCCAAAUCCAUAACAAUGUGUCUGUCACUGUGUCUGGUCUGGGUGACAAAGCACUACCAACGCCUGUGCUGAAUGCCGUAAUAAAAGGGGAUAUAACAGAAAGAUACAUAUUCACCGUAUCUCCAAAGAAGGACAUUCCUGUCCUUUUGGCUACUCCUCAUUGGCCAGUAGGAAUGAAGGCUUACUCCACCAUCUCCUGGAUCGUCUCCGUCCCACCGAAGAUGGAGGCUCACAUCAUGUUUGCCAACCUCAGCCAGCCCAAGUGCAGCAACCGCCACACAAACAUCAGAGUGCAGCGAUUCGGCCGUCCGGAGGAGGACUACAGCCGCAGGGAGGACGAGGAGGCCGACAGUGAGCUCACCGUUUCAGAGAGCUUCUACCUCAACAUGUCCAACUGUAUGCCCCAAAGAGGACACUUCAGCGUCCUGACCAAGGUCACCCUGCAGAAGAAAAUGAACUUUCUGCUGAUUAUCAUCCUGAGUGUGGUGGCUGCUCUGUUGGCUAUCUUUGUGAUUGUGCUCGUAGUGGUCUGUGUGGUGAUUAGGAAGAAGAAGAAGCAACUGAAUCACCAAGAGGCCAUCUACAAUCCAAACGGCACCAGCUUAUUGCCAGGACAGAAUGGCUUUCCGGGAACGCGUGAAGACAACGACUAUCAUGAAUACGCUUCCAUUGACGACACGCUGGUCUACACACACCUGCUGAGAAAGGGGAGAGAGAUCGGCGUCUAUGGAGAGUUUGACACGCACCGGCCCUGCACAGGGAACACAUACUCACAUCAGCCUCUAAAGGGCUCUAAAGACAUUGAUGCUGACGGCACGCGAGACAGCAGACAGCAGUUUCCAGUCUCGUUUCAACAGGCUCCUCCACCACUUCCCAUGAGGCCUUUGAGCCACGACCAACGCCUGGUGGACAAUGUGAUUUACCAGGCUGACGGUCAAAGUGAAGAGGAACAUUCCCCGAAUCUGGGGCCGCGGCUGGAGCCAGAGGGAGGGAACUGAGGAGACGAUUGGAUUUGACUUUCUGCUUUUUACUUGACCUACUUGAUCUUUGAGUUUUUCAUUCCCUGGCGUCUGUGUGAUAUCCUGAUGUUCAGCCUUAGCACAAAGCCUGUGUUUUUCUCUUGAACACAGUUUUGCACCAAAGCCAGACACACAUAACAGUCCUCCUGUUCAAACCUGCCUGCAGCCGUUACCUUGUUUUAUCUCAGAUGAAGGUGCAUUUGGUGCUGAAAGCAGUACAUAAUCAUCCUCUUUAUACCCGUUUUUGCCUCUGUAAGGAGAUAUGUUGCUUGUAGGCAAUUAAUAUUUUACACUUUAGCUGUUUUGUACAUAUUAUGGAUGUUUAAACUGGAGCAAAUGUUUGCUGUUUACUUGCUGAGGUUUUUUAUUCUAGUCAUUAAACCGUUGAGGACUCCACUGCUGUUGCAAUAUGCUGAACUUUUAUAGCAUCAUCGAAACACGAAGGCCAGAUGAUGGCCUGUAUUGCAGGAGAUUGCAACAGCGGUGUUUGAGAACUCUCCCUGUCUAUUUUUUUAUCACUGCUCUUGCACCAGCCGUGGAGACUUCUAGAUACAGUGUCAUGUCACCAUAAAUGCGCCUUACAGAAAGGUCAAUACUUUCCUCCUAAUGCAAGUUAGGAUCUUCGAGUUGUUUUCAGCCAGUUUUGGUUCAGGGAUAAAUAAAAAGUGAGUGCUUUUG
This is a messenger RNA of Scatophagus argus, 3403 nucleotides long. RefSeq names its product CUB domain containing protein 1a (gene cdcp1a). The coding region runs from base 245 to 2704 and encodes 819 amino acids. The record is from RefSeq and is a predicted model, not a curated record. The transcript has 9 exons. NCBI's taxonomy places the organism in Eukaryota, Metazoa, Chordata, Actinopteri, Scatophagidae.